This is a messenger RNA of Conger conger (European conger), 3160 nucleotides long. RefSeq names its product myelin regulatory factor (gene myrf). Gene Ontology annotation, biological process: protein autoprocessing; central nervous system myelin maintenance; positive regulation of DNA-templated transcription. Gene Ontology annotation, molecular function: DNA-binding transcription factor activity; sequence-specific DNA binding. The record is from RefSeq and is a predicted model, not a curated record. NCBI's taxonomy places the organism in Eukaryota, Metazoa, Chordata, Actinopteri, Anguilliformes, Congridae. The transcript is spliced from 27 exons. Bases 1 to 3141 code for a protein of 1046 amino acids. Gene Ontology annotation, cellular component: nucleus; endoplasmic reticulum membrane.
AUGGACGUGGUUGAUGAAACAGAAGCCUUGCAGAGAUUUUUUGAAGGUCAUGAUAUCAACAGCUCCUUAGAGCCAGCCAACAUUGACACCAGUAUCCUGGAGGAGUACAUCCAGAAAGAAGACGACAGCACUGACAUCUGUUUCACGGAGGUACACAGUGCCCCCGGCCCCAGCUACUCCUCCCCUCAGGUGGGGGUGUCCUCCGGGGGGGUGGUGUGUGGUGUGAGCCCCCCCAUCCCCCUCCGUCAGGGGGCCCAGCCACCUCUGCCACCUCCCUGCCAGGGGCCCUACCCCCCUCCGCCCCCGCUGGGGCUCCUGAGGCACAGCUACACCUGCCUGGGGCCACAGCAGCAGCAGCAGCAAUCGCACGUCAAGACCGAGCACUCCGCCCACUACGCCCCCGGCACACUACCUGAGUCACCCCCAGACUCCAGCUCGGAACCCUACUCCCCCCAGCAAGUGAAUGACUCUCACCUUCUUAGGACAAUGACUCCUGAGAACAUGUGUCACAUGACCCCCCCGCCGCCCCCUCCCCCGCACCCCCACUAUCCCAGCAUGCAGCGGGACAUGUAUCUGAAGCCGGAGCCCAUCAUAUCGCAGUACCCCAUUGGCCCGACCAUGGGCGGGGGCGGGGCCACCGACAUGCAGCAGACCCAGAUGCUCCAUCAGCUGCUGCAGCACCCCCAGGGGCAAGAUGGUAUGCCGGUCCACCCGGCAAAAAAGCGGAAGCACUCAGACUCUCCCCCCAGCACUCUGAAUGCACAGAUCCUCUCUGGCAUCAUCAAACAAGAGCCAGGUUUGUUGCAGGACGCAGAAAACUCUUACCUGGACCCCAAUUACCAGUGUAUAAAAUGGCAGCCGCACCAGCAGAACAAGUGGACUCCAUUGUACGAUGUCAACUGCAAAGAGCUCCCGAUGCCCACCUACCGCGUGGACGCCGACAAGGGCUUCAACUUCUCCGUGCCGGACGACGCCUUUGUGUGUCAGAAGAAGAACCACUUCCAGGUGACGGUGUACAUCGGCAUGCUGGGGGACCCAAAGUACGUGAAGACCAGCGAGGGGUUGCAGCCCAUUGACUGCUUCUACCUCAAACUCAACGGAGUCAAGCUGGAAGCCAUGAACCAGUCCAUUAACGUGGAGCAGUCCCAGUCUGACCGCAGCAAGAGACCCUUCAAACCGGUGCUGGUGACUCUGCCCCCGGACCAGGUAACCAAGGUGACGGUGGGGCGACUGCACUUCAGCGAGACCACGGCCAACAACAUGAGGAAGAAGGGCAAGCCCAACCCAGACCAGAGGUACUUCAUGUUGGUGGUGGCUCUCCAGGCUCAGUCUCACAGUCAGAGCGUCACUGUGGCCGCUCAGGUGUCCGAGAGGAUCAUCGUCAGGGUAACCUCUGCCUCGAACCCCGGGCAGUUUGAGAGUGACAGCGAGGUGCUCUGGCAGCGGGGUCAGCUGCCAGACUCAGUGUACCACCACGGCCGAGUGGGCAUCAACACCGACCGGCCUGACGAAGCCAUGGUCAUCCACGGCAACCUGAAGGUCAUGGGCUCCCUGGUGCACCCCUCCGACAUUCGCGCCAAGGAGAACGUCCAGGAGGUCGACACCACAGACAAUUUGAAGCGGAUCUCUCAGAUGCGACUGGUGCAUUAUCAGUACAAGCCUGAGUUUGCAGCCACUGUGGGCAUUGAAAACACAGCUGAGACAGGAGUGAUUGCCCAGGAGGUGCAGCAGAUUCUCCCAGAUGCAGUGAAGGAAGGAGGUGACGUGGUGUGUGCCAAUGGGGAGACCAUCCCCAACCUGCUAGUGGUCAACAAGGACCGCAUAUUCAUGGAGAACGUGGGCGCGGUGAAGGAGCUGUGCAAGCUGACGGAUAACCUGGAGACGCGCAUCGACGAGCUGGAGCGCUGGAGCCGCAAGCUGGCCAAACUGCGCCGCCUGGACAGCAUGAAGAGCACCGUGAGCGGGGGCUCCGUCAGCCAAUCAGGAAGUCAGUUCAGCCGUACAGGAAGUGGUCCAUUGAAGAAAAGGCCAGUCAAAUCCGGGAGCAAGAGCCCCUCACCUGAGCACAACUGCAUCAGCCGCAGGUUCCUGCAGGGCACCAUCCUCGCCCUCGUCAUCGUCAUGGCCUUCAGUGUCAUCUCCAUGUCUGUCCUCUAUGUGCUGACCCUACAUCACCGUGGUGAUGUCACAGAGACAAACGGCCCCGUGUCUCUCUGCACUCUUUCACUGUCCUGGACGCCCAUCCUCACUGCCACUGUCGUCUUCUGUCCGUCUGUGUGUCCCUGGUCCCUUUCAGGAUUGGGUUCAUCUCGUAAAUCCACUUACAACCCCAGGCCUCCCACCCCGCCAGCACAAGCUGCAAGUCCGCCUUCCCCUUCCCUGCCCAAGCAAGCGGCUUGUUGCGUCUCCACAACUGCUACGAGCAACCAGUCAGACGAUAGCCAGCUCCAAACCAUCAACCAGUCCACCACAGGUGUCAGCAGUCCCGUGCCCACGCCGGGCGUCUCCAGGAAGAAAGCGAAGUCCCGCAUGGUCGAGAAGGAAGGCCGCUUUAGGAACCGGGUCAGCCACACCUCUCCCCCCGCCUACCUGACCAAGGACAAGAGAGUCCCGCCUGUGGACUUGGAGGACAUGGGCGUCAGCAACUUCCUGCCGGGGGCUCAACAGCAGCUGUCCCGCAGACAGCGCAGCGCGAGUGCUGCGGGUCAGAGCCCCACCCCCUUGCUGAUAGGCCUGCGGAUCUUGGAGACCGACCAACCAAUCAUAACACAGUAUUGUCCAUCUCCUGACAGCUGCAGGGCGGGGGUCUACAGCUACGCUGCAGCGCUCCAUAGAAACAGCACUGUUCCAUCACACAUCACUCUGCACAUGAGCUCCAACGUCAGUGUCCUGGUGUUACAGUGCAGUGUCACCAGGGGGCGCCCAUGUCACGACCACAUCGAGACCGAGAAUAGCAGCGAGGAGGUGGCCUUCACCAAGGGGACGGAGCACCUGUGGCCCGUGCCUGUGCAGUCAUUCCAGGAAAUUACUUACCACUUCCGUGUGGCUCUGUCUAGGGAAAUAAGCUGUGGGGAUGAAGGAGACAAAAGAACGGGCCCAUACUCCGAUUACCACUUCCUGUUCCAGAGCAGCUGCGAAUGAGGCCAGCGGUUUGUGUAAA